AGGCAUCACUUCUUAACUUAAAGACUAAAAGUUGUCACCUUUCUUCUUCUCCUAACUAGCCACAUUUGGAAGGCUAGGUGGUGUAAUUUUCCGGCGAUAUGAGGCUACACGGUGGCGGCCAUGCCAAGGGUCGUCAAUAUUUGCCACAAAUCUUAGUGGUGUUGGCCAUAUUAGUUUUUGCUAAUGUAGUGUCGGCAGACCCUUAUGUAUACUCCUCACCACCACCUCCAACGUACGAGUACAAAUCACCUCCGCCUCCUUCUCCUUCUCCACCACCACCUUAUAUAUACAUAUCUCCACCUCCUCCAUCACCUUCUCCUCCGCCACCAUAUGUCUAUAAAUCACCUCCUCCUCCUUCUCCAUCUCCACCUCCUCCAUAUGUGUAUAAGUCUCCACCCCCUCCAUCACCAUCACCACCUCCACCAUAUGUGUAUAAGUCUCCACCACCUCCCUCACCAUCUCAGCCUCCACCUUAUGUGUAUAAGUCUCCACCACCUCCAUCACCAUCUCCACCUCCACCAUAUUAUUACAAGUCUCCUCCUCCACCAUCACCCUCACCACCACCUCCAUAUUACUAUAAGUCUCCACCUCCACCUUCAUUGUCACCUCCACCAUCAUACUAUUACAAAUCUCCACCACCGCCUUCACCGUCACCACCCCCACCAUAUUAUUAUAAGUCUCCACCGCCACCUUCUCCUUCACCCCCUCCACCAUACUACUACAAAUCUCCACCACCUCCUUCACCUUCUCCUCCACCACCUUAUUACUACAAGUCGCCACCUCCUCCAUCACCAUCACCACCACCACCAUACUAUUACAAGUCUCCUCCUCCACCAUCACCAUCACCACCCCCACCUUACUAUUACAAGUCUCCACCACCACCUACUAAAUCACCUCCUCCCCCAUACUACUACAGUUCUCCACCACCACCAGUGAAGUCUCCCCCUCCACCAUAUUACUACUACUCACCACCACCACCGAAGAAAUCACCUCCCCCACCCUAUCAGUACACUUUUCCACCACCACCUGUUAAGUCACCACCUCCUCCAUACUACUACUCCUCGCCGCCGCCACCCAAGAAAUCACCUCCUCCACUAUAUCACUACACUUCCCCACCACCACCAGUUAAGUCACCUCCAACUUCAUACUACUACAAGUCUCCUCCACCUCCAACUCAUUACUAUCCUCCACAUCAUCAAUUUGUGGUCAAAGUUGUCGGAAAAGUCUAUUGUUUUAGAUGCUAUGGUUGGAAGCACCCAAAAAUGUCUCACGGCAAGAAACACCUGAAAGGUGCUGUUGUUGAAGUAACUUGCAAGGCUGGUGACAAGAAAAUUGUGAGUUAUGGUACUACUAAGAUCAAUGGCAAAUUUAGCAUCACUGUUGAAGGAUUUGAAUAUCGCAAAUAUGGAGCAAAGGCUUGCAAGGCUAAACUCCACAAUGCUCCAAAGGAUUCAAAGUGUAACAUUCCUACAAACCUUCAUUGGGGAAUUAAGGGAGCUAACCUCAAAGUGAAGUCAGAGAAUAAAUAUGAAGUUGUACUCUAUGCAAAACCAUUUGCUUAUGGUUCUAAGACACCUUAUGCAGAAUGCAAAAAGCCCAAACCUACACCUGCUCCAUACUAUUAUAAAUCUCCUCCACCUCCAUCACCGACUUAUGUUUAUAAGUCACCACCUCCUCCAUCACCGGCAUACGUUUACAAGUCACCACCUCCUCCAACCCCAAGAUACGUUUACAAGUCUCCACCACCGCCUAUGUAUUAUUACAAAUCACCGCCACCACCAACUAAGUCUCCAUCACCAUCUUAUUACUACAAAUCUCCUCCACCACCAUCACCAAAACCUGCGCCUGUAUACUAUUAUAAAUCGCCGCCACCACCGUCACCAUCACCACCACCUCCUUACUAUUACAAAUCUCCUCCCCCACCAUCCCCUUCACCACCCCCACCUUACUACUACAAGUCCCCACCACCACCAUCAUCCUCUCCCCCACCUCCUUACUAUUAUAAGUCUCCUCCACCACCAUCACCAUCUCCUCCUCCACCAUACUACUACAAGUCCCCACCCCCACCAACAUCAUCUCCUCCACCACCUUACUACUACAAGUCUCCACCACCACCAUCACCGUCACCACCACCACCUUACUAUUACAAGUCCCCUCCUCCUCCAUCUCCUUCUCCCCCUCCACCAUACUACUACAAGUCUCCUCCACCACCAUCGCCAUCUCCACCUCCACCAUACUACUACAAGUCACCACCCCCACCAUCGCCAUCUCCUCCACCACCCUACUACUACAAGUCUCCACCCCCACCAUCGCCAUCACCUCCACCACCAUACUACUACAAGUCUCCUCCUCCUCCAUCGCCUUCACCCCCUCCACCAUACUACUACAAGUCACCACCACCACCUUCCCCAUCUCCCCCACCACCAUACUACUACAAGUCUCCUCCUCCACCAUCCCCAUCACCUCCUCCACCCUACUACUACAAGUCCCCUCCUCCACCAUCGCCUUCUCCUCCACCACCUUACUACUACCACUCUCCACCUCCACCAGUAAAGUCUCCUCCUCCACCCUAUUAUUACAACUCACAUCCUCUACCCAUGAAAUCACCUCCUCCACCAACAUACGUUUAUGCUUCUCCACCACCUCCAACUCACUACUAAGUAUUUCAAGGAGCUCAUCCAUUCUCCUGAAUCAAUCAAAUUCCAAUUUGAAGCACAAAAUAAAAGAUGGCUUCUUGAGGGAAAGAUCCAAACUUCAGUGCUACAAAUCAAUUAAUUUAUUGAAUGAGGUCUUCAAUUUUACAAUUGGAAGAUUGAUACUUCAUGACAUGGACCAGUUUGCUUCAACUUCUCCUUUGACCUUGGUUAUUGUUACUUUAUUAUUCCUGACAAAAAGUUAUUAGUUAAUUCUUGAAUGUAUAUGAGCUUUGAUGUUUUAUUCUUUUAUCCAAUCAUUUCCUAUUAAUUAUCAUUGUAUGUUGUUUUCUUGUACCUAGCACUUCUAGUAUAAAGCAAUAAGAACAUUAAUAUUGUUAUACUC
Molecule: messenger RNA, 3039 nt
Organism: Solanum dulcamara
Lineage: Eukaryota; Viridiplantae; Streptophyta; Magnoliopsida; Solanales; Solanaceae
Product: extensin-2-like
Exons: 3
Coding region: 99-2660 (853 amino acids)
Biological process (GO): plant-type cell wall organization
Molecular function (GO): structural constituent of cell wall
Source: RefSeq, a predicted model, not a curated record